Corylus avellana is the source of this 959-nucleotide messenger RNA. RefSeq lists its product as uncharacterized. The record is from RefSeq and is a predicted model, not a curated record. Lineage: Eukaryota; Viridiplantae; Streptophyta; Magnoliopsida; Fagales; Betulaceae.
UAAUAAGACAGCGGCGUGGUGUAAUCAUACACAUAGAUAUAACAAAAGAGUUUAAAUAAUCAGGAGCUCCACGCGCUCGAUUCUAACGUUACCAUUUACCAAGUAGACAGGCGUCAUCCCCGUAUUGCACCCCCCACCCCGAAAGCGUACAUAACCACUCCCUUUAGAGCGCGUGGACACGCACUUCUCCGUCCUCCCUCGCCCACCUAAAUCUCCUCCCGCUUCCAAAUCUCUCAGAGCUCUUAAUUAAGCCACCGUUUUAGUCUCUAAUCACACCUUUAUCCCCCUCCAUCCGAAAGUCUAUUAGUAGAGAGAGACCCAGAUAAGCAAAACCCAAAGCUUCAAAUUUUGAAAAGACAUUUUCAGUUAACUAUUACUGAGAAUUAUAUAACCAUGGAAACCCCUAUGAUCAAGGAAAUAAAUUCGGACCCAAAUCCUAACCCGAACCCAAAACCGGAUUUCCCAUUGAAGUUCCGCCCCAACUCACACUCUCAUUCCCACUCUCAUUCCCCAAGUUUCCUCGUGCCCAACGGCUUCAACUCCUCGGAGUACCCAAUCGCCGACAUAGAGAUGAUAAGCAUGGAGGCGAUCACGUACACGAGCCUGAGGGACCUCUUGCCGGCGUCUUCACUGUCGGUGAUGUCGCCGACCCACAACUCGAGCUGGUACGACGAGAUCCCCAUCAAGAACCCGCUGGUCAAACACGCGGCUUUAGCGUAUCUCCAGCCCAUGUCCACGCCUGCGGAGACUGGCAACAAGGGCUUCUUUGGGAGGCUUAGAGAGAAGUGCUCGUGUGGGCACCGGUGGUUCGGCUGCUUUGGCUGGCUCGGCGACGUCGUUUCCAGGAUUAAGGAAGCUUUCUGGGACAGAAGAGGGAGUGCAGUGUGCUAUGCUGACGAGGACGAUGAGGAGGACGAUGAGAAAGUUGAAUGAGAAACACAGAGAGAGAGAGAGAGAGA